Messenger RNA from Branchiostoma belcheri (Belcher's lancelet), 2045 nucleotides. Its product is annotated as protein FAM124A-like. The record is from RefSeq and is a predicted model, not a curated record. Lineage: Eukaryota; Metazoa; Chordata; Leptocardii; Amphioxiformes; Branchiostomatidae. The coding region runs from base 605 to 1663 and encodes 352 amino acids. The transcript has 3 exons.
AAGGUGACUAAGCUUAGAAAAACUGUCCGUCUUUUAUAUGUAUAUAACGCCCUGAAGUCAGUUGGUUUCUUCAUAUCUGGUGACUUGAAGCACGUUCCAAGAAAACAUUCCUUAGAAGUGCUGUGUGUAAAGAAGUACCAUCCAUUUCUUGACAGAUUCGGCCGGGGCCAGUGUCUGGUACGGUUUGCGAAGGGACCGUUGGUGACAUCGAUUUUGCAAAUGUACGAAGAAUUUUAAACUCCUUACAUCUAUGUCAUCUUUCCAUGCAAUCCACAGAAAUUCUGUCGUUUGACGGGCUCAACUUUGCUGUAGACAACAACUACUAGCAUUGCUGGACGCGAGGAAGACUGGUUCGUUUUCUUCUCUAUAUCUACUGUAUAGGAUCUACCAGUGCACAAUAUCCUGACGUCGAUUAUCAUUGAACUGAAAACUUGCGCACAGCGUGAAUUAACCGACGGAAUAUUCGGCAUAAUUAGACACCACCUUGGCAUUCGAGUCACGUACACCCUCUCAACCGUACUAUACCUUCGUUAUUUCACACAGUUAUAGCCAGAAAAGGCUGAUUUCGUAUGAUUGUAGGGGUUUUCUGAGAGAAGGUGGUAGCAUGGAUGUACAAGACCCGUUCGGAUGUAGGCUACAACUGUUCGCCAGCGACGCGGGGAAAGCGUUGUGGUACCGCCGGGCGCUGAGGCCGCUCCUCGCCUGGAUGGACCCUGCCUUUCAGCUCGUCUGCAUUUCACAACACAGGCCUGACUGGCCCAGUUUAGAGAAGACAGACGGGAACACACAAGCCAUUUCCGUGGUUCUCCUACUCCGUGAGGACUCCGGCGGCGACCUCUCGGCCACGUCAGCCCGGGAAUGCCUGCACAGGCCGCCGUGGAGGUUUCACCACCGCCUCGAGCUGGUCCGGACAACCAACGCGUCCUGCAUCGCCAAACAGGAGUUCUUCGACCUGGGGUCGAGACUCCCGCUGUGGUGCGUCGAACCCCUCCAUUGUGGGAACGAGAUCUUCCGUUUCAACUUGGUGGUCCGGAAUUUUUCCGCCAUGGUGGAUUUCUACACCAGAUUGACCCAGAAAAAAGCGGUUUGUUCCAGACCUGGCUUCUGUUUGUUCACGCUGUAUACCCAGCCCGGGCUUGAUAUACAGCUGGCACUGAAGCAUUCAGAAUACUUGACUCCGUAUCCAACAUCAAAGGCCAUGCUCAAGUUUGCGACUGAGAGCGUAGCCAAAAUGGCGGACCUGAAACCGUACAAAAUAGGGGAUACCUUCUUGGUCAAGGACCCGGAUGGAAAUCCUGUUUUGUUAGACAUCAAAGAACAGAACGAAAUGAAGCAAAAACUGAAAACAGAGGGGACAGCAGACUGGUACGAAAUCGGGAGGAAAGAGGGAGAGAAAGAAGAACUAACGGACGACGCAGCUUCCUUGCUUGAUGACUUGCAAAGUGAGAUCAGUGUGUCAGAGAGUCUGGACAGCGGGGCGUACUGUGCCUCAUGGGAAGGCAGCGACUCGUCCACAUCCGGGUAUUUCGAACUGUCGGAGCUCUCGAGUCUGUCAUUGGACGAUAUUGACGAGGACUCUGUGUUCGGAGACUGCUGCCGUCCGGAGUCUGACGUCAGAGAUGACGUCAGAGAUGACGAGUCCGUCGCGUCAGCAUUCUUUUAAAUCCCUGUCGUACAUACUCGAAUCUGGCAUCCCAAACACUAACCGAACGUUCGCCAACCAUGGUUCAUGGCUGGUGUUCAGCCAGGUUGGCUACUGUUCGGCUGAAAAUUAUGUCCGACUACAAAUAAGAGACCAAUCUGAGUGUCCAAGAAAUUUCUGUCGUAGACAUGUUGUGCGAUUUGUGUGAAAUGGUUUUCAGUACUGUACGAGUACUACGUCCACUUUAAUAUGUUACAAAUGCACAGGUUAAUGCUUAUGUAGAUGUAAUAGUUAUUAACUGUUACGAACAGAAUCUACGAAAGUCGUGAUUGUAAUUUUUUGUUGAUAUCUGAAACAUUUGUGACAUCUUUGCGAAAUAUAAGUUGAUAACACGUGCCUGUUU